UCAUUAGCCUUAUGCAGCUCUCAAAGCUAGAGAAUAUCUUGAUAAGCCUGCAAUACAUGAGACAAUGGUGAAGGUUAGCGCUUAUCUGCUUGGAGAAUACAGCCAUCUUUUGGCCAGACGACCUGGGUGUAGCCCAAAGGACAUUUUUGUCAUUAUACAUGAGAAGCUUCCUACUGUAUCGACUCCAACAAUAUCCAUUCUUCUCUCAACAUACGCAAAGAUUUUGAUGCACUCUCAACCACCAGAUCCCGAAUUACAAAACCAGAUCUGGGCAAUAUUCAGCAAAUAUGAAACAUGCAUUGAUACUGAGAUACAACAAAGAGCUGUGGAGUAUUUUGCAUUGAGUAGGAAAGGUGAAGCCCUGAUGGAUAUAUUAGCAGAAAUGCCAAAGUUCCCUGAACGUGAGUCUUCAUUGAUCAAGAAAGCAGAAGACACUGAAGUUGAUACUGCAGAGCUAAGUGCUAUCAAGUCACACACACAACAGCAGGCUUCUAAUGCUUUAGUGGUGACAUCUGAGCGCGAACCUCCCCAACUUGGUAUGGUCAAAAUCCCCAGCGUUGACCAUAACUCUGUGAGCGUUGACCAAGAGUUGACUCAAGCUAAUGGAAUUUCACAUGAAGUUGACCACCCUCAACCUGAUAUUCUUGGAGAUCUUUUAAGCCCACUGGCUAUUGAAGCACCUCCUCCUCCUGUAAGUGAAGAUGAUGCAUUAGCUCUUGCACCUAUUGAAGAGCAAGAUAAUAUUGUAAAGGUAUUACUGUCUGCCACAUGUCCUAUCCUCAUUGGCUAUAAAUAUCAUUUAUUUCUUUAUAUUAUUUUAACUUUCUGUUGA
Lactuca sativa (garden lettuce) is the source of this 832-nucleotide messenger RNA. RefSeq names its product AP-2 complex subunit alpha-1. NCBI's taxonomy places the organism in Eukaryota, Viridiplantae, Streptophyta, Magnoliopsida, Asterales, Asteraceae. The record is from RefSeq and is a predicted model, not a curated record.